Puccinia graminis f. sp. tritici CRL 75-36-700-3 is the source of this 3714-nucleotide messenger RNA. RefSeq lists its product as uncharacterized. The transcript is spliced from 8 exons. The coding region runs from base 1 to 3714 and encodes 1237 amino acids. The record is from RefSeq and is a predicted model, not a curated record. NCBI's taxonomy places the organism in Eukaryota, Fungi, Basidiomycota, Pucciniomycetes, Pucciniales, Pucciniaceae.
AUGCCUCCGAAUACUAGGUCCCAAAAGCGCGAAGCAGCAAAAAAUCAAAACUAUACGCCGGCAGGUCCCAAGGUUUAUGCGUCGGAAGAUAUCCCUUCCUCCCAACAGGCAACUUCGCCCGACAGCCCGUCCAUUCCGUUGUACCAAAGGUCGACUAAGUGGAUGAAGGGAGCCCUAACCCCCUUGAACACUCGAGUUGAACACGAAGAGGAUUCUCCUGCUUCCGUUAAAACUGAUUCUCUGGAUGUUUCUCAAGUCGAAAAUCUCAAAGAUCAUUUGUUAGAAUUAAAACGAAAAGUACAACUUCAGAUUGGAGAAAUCGAAGAGAAGGUUUCACUGGAAACUUUGGCUCCAAUGUUUUUCGAAAAGCACCAGGAAUAUAUGGACGAUAUCAAACAAUUAGUUGAAGUAUGUCAAUGCCGAAUUGGACAAGCGGCGGAUUCUGGCGAGCGUCGAAUCACUGGUCCCAUCGAUAUAGGUUCUCGCUUGCUUUCUCGAACGACCAAACCACUGGUUAGGAAAAGAUUGGAUUCUUUGACAGAGCAACCGACUCCAAAAAAAGCUUGUUUGGCUGAAACCAAUCGCAUAGUGGAAGAUACUCCAAUGGAAUCCUCUGCAAAUACUCAACACGAACGACAACAUCCAUUAUGGGCAAUCCUUACCCACUCCAGCCCUCCCUAUGAUUCCGUAACUUCUUCCCCUAACCCUGAUACAAGUGGAAUGUCUUUAGACCAAGCUACGCCGAAAAAGGACAGCUUGGCUGAGAGGUAUCCACGAAGUGAAGGCAUCAGCGACAGAUCAGUGGAAUCCGACUCAAAUAUCCAAUGUGAUCAGCCACGAAUAUCGCUGUCAACCCAGUCCAAUGCUUCCCCAAUAUCUUCCCAUCAUUCCAUAACGCCGGCAGCUGCCCGGGAAGUAAGUGUGGAAGCUUCAUCAUCCUAUUCACCACUUCCCUCAUCCCUUGAUAUCCCUCAAACACAACUCUCCGAGGAAAGAAAAGAACUACCCGUAUCAGAUGACGACCCGCCUGAUGACGACCCGCCUGAAGCGUUGACCAUAGAAAAAGCCGUCUUGAACCCUAAGUCGCCAUUGUCCCCUAACGGCCUACCGCCAUCAAAUGCACACUCCUCUAGUCACAACGUACCAAUAACGCCUCAGCCGGCAGAAAAGACUUUGAAUCCAGACUUGCCAAGUCCCCAUGAAGAUUCUACAAAAGAGAAACGAGUCUUCCAUCCGGAACCGCCAUUAUUUGCUGACUCCACUAGUCACACUUUACCCACAAUGCCUCUCCCGGCGGAAAAUGCAUCAAAUCCAGACCGAUCUAGUCAUAACCUACCAACGACGACACACCCAGCGGAAAAGGCUUCAAUUCCAUACCCAUCUAGUGACAAUGUGCCAAUGUCGACCCACCCGGCGGAAAAAGCUUCAAAUCCAGAGUCAUCUAGUCCACAUGAAGUUAUCACCAAGGAAAAACCACUAUUUCAUCCUGAAUCGCCAUUGUCCAUUCACGAUCUGCCUCUCCCGGAGGAAAAUGCUUCAAAUCCAGACCGAUCUAGUCUUAACCUACCGACAACGACACACCCAGCGGGAAAGGCUUCAAUUCCAGGCCCAUCUAGUGACAAUGUAACAAUAUCGACCCACCCGGCAGAAAAAGCUUCAAAUCCAGAGUCAUCUAGUCCACAUGAAGUUAUCACCAAGGAAAAACCACUAUUUCAUCCUGAAUCGCCAUUGUCCAUUCACGAUCUGCCUCUCCCGGAGGAAAAUGCUUCAAAUCCAGACCGAUCUAGUCCUAACCUACCGACAACGACACACCCAGCGGGAAAGGCUUCAAAUCCAGAGUCAUCUAGUUCUAAUCCACAAGAAGUUGUUACAAAGGAAAAACCACUUUUUUGUCCUGAAUCCCCAUUGUCCAUUCACAACCUGCCGCCAUCAAAUCCACACUCCUCUACUCAAUCCUCACCAGUAACGACUCACCAGGCGGAAAAAACAGAUCAUGCCCUCCCCUUAUCCACCAGUGAAGACUUGGACAAAGUCCAUCAUGGCGGUCAGGAUAAGGAUGGGCAGAAUGACGGCAAGCAGGAAAUGGUAGAUGCUACAAAAAUUAAUGUCAAUUCAACAUCCUUGGAUAAGUACGAUAUGUAUGCCGACCCCAUACUAUUGGAAGAUGUUCUAAUUGACACCAUCACCAGCCAAACUCGCUGCCGGCAUCAACUCAAUGUGCUCAAAGAAAUUGACGGAAACACUAGGAUGGAAUUCGGCUGGUACACCAAGGAUAUGCUCAAGGCGAUCUUGCUUUUCACGCAGGUUUCCUAUCUUGAAGAUCCCAAUAGGGUCCACAAACCUGGUACUGAUAGCAGCGGAAUCCUAUGGCUAGAUGGUAACCGCUGGCUCUCGGUCCAAAAUAUAAUGGCGGAUGAGAAAUGUUUGAGUCAAAUGUUAGCUCAAUGUCCUCGAUUACUCCAGAUAUCAGCAACCCAUCCGUAUUUCAAUAAGACGAUUUUCAAGAUGGAUGUGCUCUCCAAGUCAAUCGAUGCCAAGUUAGGAGGGGAUUUCAGGUCAGGUAGCUGGUUCGCCCUUAACCAGCUGAUGUGUCGAUCAACUCCCACAAAGCAAUAUCAUUCUGGCGACUUUAGCGAUGCUUCGAGAACCAGCUUAAGCCGCCUAACUCAGAUCACCCGCAAUGCAGCAUCUUCGCUCGAAGCCCUCGUUAUGCCACCCCAACAGAAAAGCACGUCCAGCAAAGAAGACUUGGAACGUGAAGGAUGCAGAGCGGCCUUAAAUUUCCUCUUUGAUAGACUGUCGGGGUUGGGUGCUGCACUUCCAACCAACGAGAAGCCGCCACCAAACAUCUGGGGGGUAAAAAUGAUCUUGACGAAAAUUUACGAAUUGCUUCUUGGUAUUGUUCUGAUCUAUCAGGGAUACCGGUCAAAGUCCCAAGAGAUCCAUCCCGAUUGUUUGGAAGUAACGUUUGUCUAUCUGAAGAAAUCAUCUACUAAAGGAUUCAACAGGCAGUAUGAAGGCAACCCAUCGUUCUUUGUCGAUCACGCGAAAAAAAUGGAGGAAUGGAGACAUCUCAAGCAGCGGUGCAUAGGUGCAGUAGCUAUCUUUGUACUGUUUGGCGUUCAAGGGUGGUUCAGUUGUUUCAAAAACCGGAAGAAAUACAACUACACCGAUAUCUAUUCAAUUCUCACACUUGCGCACGACAUGACCUCUCGCGAGAUCAGUAUCCUCUCUCCCCAGACCAACCCAGACCUACAUACCCCAUGGCGACACUUGAAUUCUUUCCUGGUUGACCUUUUUUGCACAACGAAAAUGGGAUUGGAAGACUCAAACUGGUAUAGCGCUAUGUACAUCUGGGGAUCGGUGCUGGAGGUGCAAACCAUCUCAUACUUAGUUUUGCAAGAUGUAUUUGAAGAGUUCAAGAAUCCCGGAGAGAGCCUUUCAUCAAACGGUUCAACUGCCCCGCCAACGGUAGUCAACCCAACUGCAACGCAAACCUGGCAUGCGAUCAUUGACCAGGUUUCCCUUCCAGCUCAGGUGUACUACGAACUGCGAGAUAUAUACGAAAAGGACACCGGUACAAAGCCCCACUCAGUAAUACCACCUUUCCCCUCAGUCGCAUUCCAAGGUAUUGAUAUCCAAUCAAAAUAUGAUCAAUUAACAAUAAACGAUGGUAAUGAAGAAGGCUCACAAGAUUCCCAAAACAUAGUCUAG